This is a messenger RNA of Lingula anatina, 2263 nucleotides long. RefSeq names its product ribosomal L1 domain-containing protein 1. NCBI's taxonomy places the organism in Eukaryota, Metazoa, Brachiopoda, Lingulata, Lingulida, Lingulidae. The record is from RefSeq and is a predicted model, not a curated record.
UCCGGUUAUGAUCACUUCCGGGAGGAGCCGCGUGGUUUUUAGUAGUGUUGUUAUAGGCUUCACAUGAUUGCCUGAUUAUGGUUGUAUUUUCCGAAAUGGCUCUGAAUUUAGAUGAAGCACAGGUGAAAAAGGCAGCCUCAGCAAUCAAGACAUUUGCUUCUAAGAAAGGUGCCAACCUACUUCUUAAUGAAGCUGACAGUGUUAAGCUGCAGCUGACGUUCAAGGUGAUACCAAAGGUGAAGAACAAAAUUAUCAAGAUUCCACUCAGUCAUCCUAUAACCAGUGAGACAACUGACGUGUGCCUGUUUGUGAAAGAUUUGGACAAGAAAAACAGAGAAUAUGGACCUACUGUCAGGCAUUUUCAAGAACUUCUGCAAAGUAAAGGUGUCAAGUGUGUUUCUGAGAUAAUUCCUUUAAAGCAGCUUAAACUGGAAUAUCAGCCAUUUGAAGCCAAGAAAAGUCUUUCCAACAGAUUUGAUAUAUUCUUGGCAGAUGAGAGAAUACUGAGACUUCUACCUGGGUUUCUUGGAAAGGCCUUUUAUGGAAGAAAGAGGCAUCCAGUGCAGGUAAAUUUGAAUGCUACUGAUCUGAAACAGGAGGUGAACAAAGCAGUGAAUAAUACACAGUGUAUCAUCAGUGGUCGAGGGUCAAACAGCAUGGCUAAGGUUGGUCACAGUGACAUGACACUUGAUGAGUUAACAGAAAAUAUCAUGGCAGCUGCCAAAACACUCGCACAGGCAAUACCUGGAGGUGUUAACAACAUAAGAAGCAUGCAUGUGAAGACCGAGACUUCUCCAGCACUUCCUAUAUAUGUGUCACUAGGAACUGCAGAUGAGGUGAUUCUUCCAUCUCCACCUCCCAAACCUGAGGAAGAUGAACCUGAAGAUGUCACCACUGUUGAGGAGGGAAAAGUCAAGGUGACAAGACAUGGGGUGGUCAAAAUUAUCCCAGAGGAAUCAGAUGGACAGAAUAAAAGUGAUGUAAAGAAAGGAAAGAAAAAGAGAAAAUCGGAUGUUGUUGAUAAACCAGCUCAGGAGGAAAAUGUACCUCCGCCCAUUAAAAAAUCAAAGAAGAAAUCUGAGAACAUUGAGGAGAAAGCAGAAGAAACUGUGAAAAAGGGGAAAAGUUCCAAAACUAUUAAAGGUCCUACCACAAAAACAAGUAUUGAGUCCACAAAGAAAAAGAACACUAAAAAGUUGAGAAAAGAACCUGCAAAUGCCACUGGAGAGGAUCUGGUUGAAACAGUUACUGUAAAGAAAACAAAAAAGACCAAGAGUGGUACAGGAGUAAAAAGCUCAAAACAAAACACGAAGAAAGUAAUUUCUGUAAAAUCUGCUGUCAAAAGGACACCUAGGUCUUCCAGCUCUUCUAGAUAAUCGAUUAAUGACUUUGGACUUUCAAUUAAUGCUUUGAAGGACAAGUAAGACUUUCUGAAUACAUUGCAGAUCAGCCCUAAUUAUGAUUAUUGAGAAUACUUCUUGUCUCAUUUCAUUUUGCCAACAACUUCACUGGAUAUAAAUGAAGAUAAUUUCAAUGAAAUGUCUUCAUUGUUUGUUUUUCAUAUAUGGAGGGGUAUCAUGAUGAUUCUUGAAUUUUUUUUAAAAUAUACACCAAGGACAAUGACAGGUUUAAAUAGACCUGCACCUAAAAUUAAGUCUGUCAAGUUGAAGGACAAAAGGCCCUUGGCCCUUUGUAAAAUGUUGGUCAUGUGCAUACAACGAGUUUGUUGCAUUAAAAAUAUGUAAUUUCUUCAUUUCCAAUUUUUUCAAUCUUAAAAUUAAGCCUUUUGGUCAAAUUCUUACAUCCUUGGUACCAAAUUUUACACAAAGCAACUGAUGAGCAUAUAAAUUAAUUUGAAUGUUGGCUACUUGUACGUGAACAACUUGUUGAUUGGGCAUCGUUACAAAAUGUGCAUGUUAUAUCAAACUUAGGGGGCAUUAGCUGAGUAGAUCUACAUAACCAUUUUGAAUCUGGUAACAUUAAAUGAUUUUUAAAGUUAAAAACUACAAGGACAGUUUGCAAAACCAUUAUUUAAUAUGUUUAUUUGGAGCAUGAAAGCUGUGCUUCCAUGGUCAUUUGUCAUAAUUUAUAUUGAUGCCUUAACAAUUUACAAUGUGUACAAUCACAUUCAUAAAGCACUAACUUACAAAAAUAUACAUUUUCCAUGACAAUAUGUUUAGCACUUUUUUUUAAUAAUUCAUCAAUAUUACCUAUGUAUAGCCAAAUAUGAACAGUAAAAAUAUAAAUCAAAAUUUGAAACAUA